Venustampulla echinocandica is the source of this 1269-nucleotide messenger RNA. RefSeq lists its product as uncharacterized. The record is from RefSeq and is a predicted model, not a curated record. Bases 1 to 1269 code for a protein of 422 amino acids. Gene Ontology annotation, molecular function: glycosyltransferase activity. Lineage: Eukaryota; Fungi; Ascomycota; Leotiomycetes; Helotiales; Pleuroascaceae. The transcript has a single exon. Gene Ontology annotation, cellular component: Golgi membrane. Gene Ontology annotation, biological process: GPI anchor biosynthetic process.
AUGCGUUUGCGCCCGAGGAUUGUACUAGGAAGAGCUGGGAAUGAUGGGUCAUUAUCCUUCCAAUAUCUGGUGACCAGACCUCCAGUCACGAUUCUGGCCUGCUUCUCGAUCUUAUACCUAUUCCUAGUACAGUACUUGCGCCAAGCCAACUACCGUGAUCCAACGUCCUACUUCUUUGACCCGGCCCGAGCGUACGAGCGAAUAUACUCGACAGAUAGGAUAGAGCAAGCCGAUGCUUUCAUCCAAUCUGCAAAGCUACAAUCCGCCGGCCCAGAGCCCUCGCAACAACCACCGGUAGUAUGUAUCGGCGUCGUAACAGUAAAACGAAGAGAGGACCAAUACGUGCGGCGAACAAUCGGGUCUCUUCUGGAAGGCCUUCCUAACGAGGAACGACGCAGUAUAUACCUUAACAUCCUUGUUGGCCAUGCAGAGCCGUCGGAACAUCCGAUUUCCGGGGAGAAGUGGAUCGAGACCCUCCCGGACAAGGUUUUAGAAUACAGGAAGACGGAUAUCGCUCGCAUACAACAAUGGGAGGAAGGAGGAUGGUACCGGAACAAGACGAUAUUUGACUACACGUACUUGUUAAACGAUUGCUAUGCGACAGGUGCACGUUAUAUUGCUAUGAUAGAAGAUGACACUCUCGCGGUAGAGGGUUGGUAUCCACGUGUACUAGAGGCACUGAAAGACAUCGAAAAGGAAAUGGAACGCCGAGCAGGAGUGGAAUGGGUGUUUCUGAGACUCUUCUACACAGAGGAGCUCUUCGGAUGGAAUAGUGAAAACUGGCCAAUAUAUGUGUUUUGGUCAUUCAUGAGCUGGGCAAUUAUAACAAGCUCCUUAAUUGCCGUGAGAAGCAGAUUAAGAUCUAUGCAAGCCUUUCUGUCGAAUGCAGCUAUAUUGACGAUAUCCGGGGUGUGCAUCCCGGCACUGGGUGCCUUUUUCUUCGCAUCUGGUAGGAAUUCGAUUUGGCCACUUACGCCUGGAAUCCAUGAAAUGAACAAAUUCGGCUGUUGCUCACAAGGUUACGUCUAUCCGCGUGAUAUCGUUGCUCCUCUCCUUCAAAGGACCAACUUGGAGACAGAUUGGCUCGUGGAUAUGAUGAUAGAGGACAUUGCAGACGACGAAGGUUGGGUUAGAUGGGCGAGAACGCCGGCUUUGCUACAGCACAUUGGAACGUCAAGCCCGAAAGGACAUGGGUUUGACGAGACAGCAGGGCAGCUUUGGAAUUUUGGGUUUGAAUUAUAUGAGAAAUUACGUUUGGGCAGGAGUUAA